AUGGUUGUCGACGGUGGUCGCAGCUGGCGUGAGGUCCGCGAAAGUUAUGCUUUGCUGCCUUUGGAGCGACCAAGCCCAGUGGUAGACAGCUCCAGAAAACGAGCAUCUGAGGGAUAUCCGGUGAUCAUCCCGGCCCCCGAGCCUUGGCUGGGACGAAUGCUUCCAGAUGUCCAAGAGGAUGGUGCACCUUGGCGCACCGGGCUCUUUUGGACCAGCUUCGGUGGUUUGCUGGGCGUCCUCCGCGGUGCAGCUGUGGCCUUCCUGAGCGAUGGCAGGUCUCGUUCCGCCUCGCGAUGUCAAGCUUUCAUGGUGGGUUUCAUGGCGUCAGCUCCCUGGUACAUGUCCAUGUUGGGCCUGUCAGGUGUCCUGUCAGUCUACGCCGCUCGCGCGGAGCGCGCUGGCCGCAAAAGGGCGGCAUUUUGGGAUGCGGAGUCCCAUCCGGCCUGUGAGAACCCAGAUCCUCGGGCUGCUGAAUGGCUGUUGGACGAGGGGAUGAAACGGACCAGGGGAAGGCCCCGUUUGAACGGCAACCCCUUGCUGCGUACGGCGGCAAGUAGGUGUCAAGUUUCCCUGGUCCGCCGCUUGGUGGAACUGCGGGCGGAUCCCAGCGCGCCGGAUCCGCGCUAUGGGAGUACGGCCUGGAGCCCUGUUUUUUUUUUGCCCGGGCUCCAGGGUUUUACCAUUGGGAAAUCUUCCAUCAGAAAAUUGGGUACAUAG
Molecule: messenger RNA, 717 nt
Organism: Cladocopium goreaui
Lineage: Eukaryota; Dinophyceae; Suessiales; Symbiodiniaceae
Source: the annotation of a GenBank genome assembly